GGCCGGGAAGGACGUCAGCGGGCCUAUUCCCUGCGUCCGCCAGUCCCGCCACAGAUUCACUUGGGAUCCUCAAACAGAUGAGCCGGUGGAGACGAGGGAUCAAGGCGGCCGAUUAGAGCCAAUUGCCUGCUUCAGGGACUGCCAGCCCUUCCAGGCCUAGCAACAGGGGAGGGAGGGGAAAGAGGAACCCAGCUUCUCUGCGGGAAGACACUGAAGCCAGAGCGACACCCCCCUCCCACCCUCCCCACCUUGCAGCACAAGCUUUGAAAAGCUGCUCCCGCAUCUGAAUGGAAACUCAGAACCGCCGGGAGGCGCGUUCCUUCUCGCCCAGCCUUGCAACCUAUGCCGAGGGGAAGGUGGUGCGAGCCAGCGCCCAGCUCCCGGGACGGGGCCAGCAAUGCUGCUGAGCAGAACUUGACUGAGCCUCUUCCUCGCUGCUAGUGGAAGCGAUGCUGCAGGGCACAGCCAGCGCUCCCCCGGCUCUCCUUCAAACUGAAGGUUACCCACCCGCGCAGCCAGCCCCAGCCCUGUGAGUGCCGCGCUUCGGUCCUCGCUCCGGCUGCUCGGCGCAGGGCAACGACUGGGCCGCCCGCGCCGGGGCGCACUGCACCAGAGGCUUCGGCUUGGUGGAUGUGUAUGCAUGAGUUCUGCACCGAAUGGGCGCAAAAAGCGCCCCAGCCGGUCCACCCGCUCCUCGAUCUUUCAGAUCAGCAAGCCCCAGCUGCAGAGCGGGGAGUGGGAACGCAGGGGCAGCGGCUCCGAGAGCGCCAGCAAAACCCAGCGAACCCUGGACGACUGCAAGAUGCUUGUCCAAGAGUUCAACACGCAAGUGGCCCUGUACCGAGAGUUGGUCAUUUCUAUCGGGGACGUUUCGGUCAGCUGCCCCUCACUCCGGGCGGAAAUGCACAAGACAAGAACCAAAGGCUGUGAAAUGGCCCGUCAGGCGCACCAAAAACUUGCUGCCAUCUCAGGCCCGGAAGGUGGUGAGAUUCAUCCAGAAAUCUGUCGGCUUUAUAUCCAGCUGCAGUGCUGCUUAGAAAUGUACACAACAGAGAUGCUAAAAUCCAUAUGUCUGCUGGGGUCUCUUCAGUUUCAUCGAAAAGGAAAGGAGCCUGGCGGAGGAACCAAGAGUUUGGAUUGCAAAAUUGAAGAGAGCACUGAGCCACCUGCUCUAGAGGACUCCGCUUCAUCCCCCGUAGAUACGCAGCAGCAUGCCUGGCAGGUUUCCACAGACAUUGAGAACACUGAAAGAGACAUGCGAGAAAUGAAAAACCUUUUAAGCAAACUCAGGGAAACUAUGCCUUUACCAUUGAAAAAUCAAGAUGACAGCAGUCUUCUAAAUCUAACUUCCUACCCUCUGGUUAGAAGACGGAAGAGAAGGUUCUUUGGGCUAUGUUGUCUCGUCUCCAGCUAGACAAUUCCUCCUGGAAACCCACCCCAGGGGAGACCUGAAAAAAAAACCACAGACGCCGAGGACCUCCAGACAGCUGAACCACAGUUAUUGGUUUCUGACUAUGUUUUCUAUGCUUCCUUAUUACUUCUAUCCGCCUCUCUCUACCCUUUUAAAUGAUUUUACAUUUGAAAGUAGCUGCUGUCAAGGGGAAAAAAACAACAACACAGAUUCAAAAAGCAGGCUGUUUUUAAAAGGAUUUUUAAAGUUUUUAAAGUCGACAUUGUGCAUGUCUGCUCCAAACCAUAUCAUGACAGAAUUAUGAUUUUUAAAUUAUUUAAAGGUCUUUUAAAAUGGAUUAUACAGAGAAAAAUCAUUUCACGUACACUAGUAACCCUAUAGCUCUUGCUGAUCUCAUGUUAACAAUUUAUCUUAUGUGGAAGAAGUCUUUAAACAUAGAAAUCCAUUUAAAACUGCAAAACUGUGUUAAAAUCCAAUCUAUCAAUAUCAUUAGAAACAAUAUAAGCAAACACACCACCUCACCUAUUGCUUUCUCUGCUUUCAUUUACAUUUAGUCUUCCAUUCCGUCAGAAUCUAAGAGCUUCAACAGAAAAAUCUCUUAAUUUAUAAUGCAGCAAAGACCAUAUAUGAAAAGUGUUUAAAUUUUGUAAAUACACAAUAAUCCUAAUACCUUCGUACAAUGCAUAUGGGCAAUUAAUUUCCUUUCGAUCCAAUGGUGUCUUUUUCAGCUUCUUGGAGAAUGAAGUAAUCCAGUUAGGAAAUGGUGUAGUAACAUAUACAAUUACCCUCAAAUGUAAAAUUUGAAUAUUAUGACAUUUUGUUCUAAUUGAAAUCUGAAGCAUGAAGUCUGCGCAUCAGCAUAGUGUUAACUCUUUAGGGCAUGCUGGAAUUAGCUCAGAUCGUAAAAAUAUUUAACAUUUUACAUUGUUAAUAAAAUCUUUUCAGUUCAGCUAAGCUUGUCUCAUUUUAGAUGACUAUGCAGAUUUGACUUUUCCAAUGUGUACUCGGUGUCUUAUCUUAUGCAGAUUUCUGAAAGCAGGUACAUGAAGCAAUACUACAUUUUAGAAAGGAGGAAGCCACGUGCUGUUUUUCUGCUCACAGCUUUGUUGUGAUCUUCCUCCACUAAACUUGUAACAUGGUACACAUGUUGUUGUAUUCCCCACUGUUCUUUCUUUGGCCCAUUUCUCAGACAGAAUUUCCCAUAGGUUGGCAGAUCAGGCCUUUGGACUUCUUUUCUUUUUACCAUAGUCUGAAAAAUCCUGAAGUCAGACAAGAGGCACCAGUGUCUGGUAUAGUAAAAGGAUGAGCAAGAUGCCUAUAAGUGGUUUAUUCAAAGCGCAUCUUUAAUCCCAACCCUAUAAUUUCUUCCUACUUAUGAACACAGGCAUUUACAUGUCCACCAAUAUUUUGACCUGAAAACUAAGCAUAUUAAAGCCUUUAGCUUUAGUGAAGAUGAAGACCAGGUACAGACAAAUUACUGGAAUAAUCAGUGUAUUAGGCUGAAUUAUAUGAAAUAGCUGAUAUUCGACUGUUUUGACCUGAGAAAUGGCAAUUUCAUAUAGUUCAACAUAAUAUCUAGUGUUGUGGAAAUAAUCUUUGGAAUUGUCUUCUAGGUUUUCCAGGUUGAAAGGAUUAAAGGGUUGGAAGAGAUCUCAAAGGCUAUGCAGGUCGCUGUGUGGAUCACACCAGCUGGCUCUUGGCCUUAUUUGUGGAGUCAGAGUUGUGUUCCAAUGAACUGGUAAUGGAUGCAUGAUUAUAGGUAUGCUUGGCUUCAUAUAAAGAAGUACCCGAGAAAAUUACCAGAGAAAAUCACAAUUUUCUAAAUCAAAUACUUGUAAAACAAAACAGUUGUGGGAAUAUGCUAUUUAAAAGACACCUCGGGUGAGUACUCCCCUGCAAAGCGGGUAACCAUUCCCAGAUUUACCUGGGUCUGCAAACCCUGGUUUUCAUAAAUGAAGUUUGAUUAAAGCUUAAUGUCCUGUCCUGAAUGUGGUUCAUUUUUAUCCCCUGGAGUUCAUUUUUAUCCCCUGGUCCAUUGUUUUAGAGAUUAUGAAGUAGCCUAAUUUGGCACGUUCUCUCUCCCGUCUCUGUCCUCUCCCAUCUUUCUACUAUAUUAAACCCCAGCUUCAUUCUAGUUCCUACUAAUCCAUGCGCAGUUAUUAAAGGAUAACUCUAACCUUGGUGUUCAGCACG
Molecule: messenger RNA, 3604 nt
Organism: Myotis lucifugus (little brown bat)
Lineage: Eukaryota; Metazoa; Chordata; Mammalia; Chiroptera; Vespertilionidae
Gene: RGS7BP
Product: regulator of G protein signaling 7 binding protein
Exons: 6
Coding region: 641-1414 (257 amino acids)
Biological process (GO): G protein-coupled receptor signaling pathway
Cellular component (GO): nucleus; postsynapse; neuron projection
Source: RefSeq, a predicted model, not a curated record